Molecule: messenger RNA, 1442 nt
Organism: Rosa chinensis
Lineage: Eukaryota; Viridiplantae; Streptophyta; Magnoliopsida; Rosales; Rosaceae
Exons: 6
Coding region: 947-1261 (104 amino acids)
Source: RefSeq, a predicted model, not a curated record
UUCGUAGCUAGAGGGCCUACCCAUUUUUCUUCUCCAUCUCAUCUCCAUCUGAACCACCAAAUUGAUGGCGCCACUGCGACUCUUGUUUCCCUGAUUCUCAGCGAUUCUUUUUGUUGUCUGUUCAGUUAUUCAAUUUUUAUUUCAUCUGCUUACAAAUUUCUUCCUCUGGGUGGAGUUAGGGUUCGGAGGACAGGAAGAAAGUAAAGAAGCAUCCAAUCUGAAACCAAAAUUCGGAUUGGACGGGAUCAAUCUCUUCGACAGGAUAUGUUUCCACCAACUUGUUGAUCUUCUCUCUAUGUUUUUAAAGCUUCAAUCUUUAAGCUUGCAUGUUACAGAUCUUGAAUGUUCAACUCUGAUGGAAUUUUAUUUUGAGAAAUUUGGGUAUUAUUUGAUUUAGGAUUAGGGGUAAAUUGAAGUUUUGAUUUGCUUGAAUUUGGAGGAGAAAGUUGCAUGGGUCGGAUUGCAAUGUUUGCUUCUUGCUAUUUUUUCUUCAGUGUUCGGGUCAGUUUUUUGUUAGAGAAUUUGAGAAUUUUAAUUGGGGCCCCAAAUUGAGGGUUUUAAUUGGGUGAUCUGAUUUACAAGUUCUUGCGCAUAGGGCAAAGAACUAGUAUUCUUUGAAAGAAUUUGGGGCAAUCUCUAAUGCUUUACAGGAGCUCAAGGAAGUUGCUUGUUUUACUGUUUAUGAAGAUUCAGAUCUGAUGUAUUAGUUUUUUUUUUUUUUUUUUUUAAUUUGUUUGGGAAAUGUGGAACUGAUUUUGAUUUUUGGUGUUGGUGGUAUAAUAGGAAGAGGGUCUGAAAGAAAUACUUUCCAUGGCAAUUUUCAGGGCAAUGAUGAUCCAAAAGUAAGUUAAAGAAUUGUUCUUUUAAUUGAGGAAAACGGGUUAUGGUUUAGUUUUAUUGAUGACUCAAAACAUUAUGAUAACCUCACAAGCAACUUUCGCCGGCCAUGAUACUUGAUGUCUUCGAUGAUCUUAUAUCUCGUAGAGUUAUUCUAGUGAUGCUGAGAAAUUUGCAGAAGAAUAUCCUUGUUGUACUGGUUAUGGAUUGGGUCGUGUCAUUUGUUAAUAUAUUUCUUGUUUCUUUGUGGAGCCAUGUACGUUGGUCCUGUGAUUUUGGCUGGAGGAUACAAAAUCCGGUCAUUAAAGAGCACACUGAAAGGUCCGACUGUGCCUAUGUAUCUCAUUCAAAGUGCAAAACACUUCCUUUUAUUACUGUUGAAGAAGGGUUGCUUUUCAAAUCUGAGCCUUCAAUGUUUGUUUGACAGAGCAUAGAAAAGUUGCUAGAGAUAACAGAUGCAGCCAUGGAGAGGAACAUGAAGAGAUUUAUGUUUUCUGAUGUAUUUUAUUUGAAAUUGUAUACAAUGUGUACAGUUCAUUUUAUAAAUACGUGGUUGUAGGUGUUUGAAAUGUUUUUUUUAAUGAUUUAUUCUCCAAAUUAAGCCA